AUGGCGUCCAACCAGGCGGCUUCGCAGCCUGUGCUGCCCGAGUCUGGCAAGAGGAAUAUCUUGAUUACAAGUGCCCUGCCAUAUGUGAAUGCAUACCCGCAUCUGGGUAAUCUGAUCGGAAGUGUCUUGUCGGCCGAUGUCUAUGCUCGCUAUUGCAGAGCACGUGGGUACCAAACCCUCUACAUCUGUGGUUCUGAUGAGUACGGAACCGCGACGGAAACGAAGGCUCUCGAAGAGGGAGUUGACCCAGAGACGCUUUGCGCCAAGUAUCGAGCCCUCCACAAAUCCGUUUAUGACUGGUUUGGCAUCGGCUUCGACAUCUUCGAUCGCACCCCGACCAAGCAUCAAACUGCUAUUGUCCAGGAAAUAUUCAGCGACCUGUAUAAGAACGGAUACAUUGAGGAGCGAGAGAGUGCGCAGCCCUUCUGCCCUGUAGAAUCACACAAUACUUUCCUCGCCGAUCGCUUUGUUGAGGGCGAGUGUUCUAUCUGCCACGACAAAGGAGCUAGAGGAGACCAAUGCGAUGCCUGUGGUGCCAUGCUAGACCCUCUCAAACCCGAACAAGAUGCAUCUAACGCAGAUGGCCAGGCAGAUGAGGCUAAGGCUACCGGUUGGCUCAUCAACCCUCGCUGCAAGGUCGACGGUGCAACUCCCGAAAGACGGACGACGAAGCAUCUUUAUCUGAAGCUAGACGCUCUUCAAGAGCGGGUCGUUGAGUGGUAUAAGUCAGCGACCCAGAAGGGAAACUGGAGCACCAAUGCGCUGGCCAUUGCUCAGGCAUGGAUCGACAAGGGUCUCCAACCCCGUGCCAUCACCCGAGAUCUUCGUUGGGGUGUACCCAUUCCUGCGGUUGAGGGUCUCAAUGUAGAGGAAUAUCUCAACAAGGUAUUCUAUGUCUGGUUCGAUGCCUGCAUUGGAUAUGUUUCUAUCACCAAGACCUACACGGACGGUGACGACUUGGCGGGCACCAAGUGGGAGCAGUGGUGGAAGAACCCCGAGAAUGUGACGCUUAUGCAAUUCAUGGGCAAGGACAACGUGACAUUCCACAGUAUUGUAUUCCCAUCGUCGCAGGUUGGAACAAACCAGGAAUGGACAAAGGUCCACAAAAUCUCUGCGACUGAAUAUCUCAACUACGAGGGUGGUAAAUUCAGCAAGUCCCGAGGUGUUGGUGUUUUUGGCCACAACGCCAAAGAUACUGGCGUCGACCCUGAUAUUUGGCGGUUCUACCUCCUCUCGCGCCGACCUGAGACUGCUGACACCGAGUUCAAGUGGGAAGAGUUCCUCGACACCAACAACAACGAGCUACUGAAGAACCUCGGUAACUUCAUCAACCGAGUUCUCAAGUUCUGCGUCGCUAAGCUGGAUGGAGUCGUCCCCGAAUCUAGCUAUACCGACGAUGUCAUUGACGAGCACAAGAAGGCCACUAACCAGGCUCUCUCGCUCUACAUUGAGCAUCUUGAGGGUACAAGACUCCGUGCCGGUGUCACUGAUAUUCUUGACAUAUCCCAGCUUGGAAACAAGUUUUUGCAAGCGAACAAGCUCGAUAGCAGACUGCUCACCGAGGAGCCCGAGCGCUGCAAGGCUGUCAUUCGCGUCGCCAUCAGCCACAUCCAGCUCCUGGCUAACCUCGUUACUCCUUAUAUGCCUGGCAUUGGCGCCGCCAUCUUCAGCCAGCUGGGCAUUGAACCCACGACUAGUAUCCCCGACGUUUGGGAUUUCGACUCGAUUGUGGCCGGCCACAAGAUUGGCACACCCAAGCCACUUUUCUCCAUCAUCCCAUCCUCCAAGAUUGAGGAAUGGCAACUCGCAUAUGGCGGAGAGGAGCUAAAGCGACAGAAGGCUCUGCAGGCGGAGAAGGCGGCUGCAAAGGCGGCUGCUAAGAAGGCCAAGAAGCAGAAGUCCAAGGAGAAGAAGGACAAGGAGAAGGAGGCGGGAGGUCCGGCUCCGGUCCCAGUAGAGUCAGUUGGCAAGGAGGUGGCAGAUCUCUCGCUCAAGGAUAAAAACUAA
Messenger RNA from Clonostachys byssicola, 2007 nucleotides. NCBI's taxonomy places the organism in Eukaryota, Fungi, Ascomycota, Sordariomycetes, Hypocreales, Bionectriaceae. The record is from the annotation of a GenBank genome assembly.